AUGGGCCCUCCGGCGCCCAACGCCGGACUUCUCUGGGUGGUCAAAACGGCCUCAUCCUCCUCCCUGUCGCAUUCUUCCGACUCUGAACGAAUCCAGGUCUUCUCCCAUGCACAACGGACAAGCAGACUUACCAAACGAGCACGGCGGGGGAAACGCAAGCGCGCUCAAUCGAGCGAGGAGGGGACAGUGCAAUUGCAAACUUCCAACCAGACCACCACGUCCCUGGUCGCAGCAUAUCGACAGCCGCCCAUUCGAAACGCCCUGCUCCUGGACCCUACGUGUACUUCUGAUGAACGCCGCGCCAUCGACUUUUACCAAACCAUGACGGUGAACAAGAUGCUCACUCAAAUGGAGGACUCUCAGUUCUGGCGGGCCGAUGUCGUGUCUUUGGCGAAGUCCUGUCCGGUCAUUCGGCAUCUGAUUGUCGCGAUAGGGGCGACGCACGAAGUUCUCCUCGCAGAGGACGCCUCACGACUUAACGUGCUUGCCCUGACGCAAUGCAACAAAGCUGUCGAGGAGCUUCGACUUGCCUCGCACACCGAUCCCUCGGUGCUUCUUGCUUCAUGCGUCUUGAUCGCCGCGUACAAUAUACUCCGAUGCGAUCUCAUGAAUGCCGACCGCAGCGUCGAGGCGGGUCUUCAAAUCAUGUCUCAACACUCCGCGCAACCAGACUCGACCAAUGCAUCGCCUCGCUGGUACGGUGGAGAUUUGAGUCGGCUGCUCGCCCCAUUGAGUUUCCGUGGCGGCUAUAAAAUCUGGGCUUCUGAUCUGGCCUUUCAUUUUGAAAAGAUGUCUCUCGCGGACAAGACACUGGUCAUUGAGACUGAUUGCGUUCACGGACCGUUUGCCGACUUUGAGCAAGCCGCAAAGUCUUUCAAAACUCUCGCUACGGAAACGGUGGCCAAAAUCAUGAGAAAUCUAGCCGUCGGGGCGUACGUCGAUCCGUCAUGCCCUUUGGCUCGAGCAAUCACGCGCCAAUUGGAACUGUUUGACACUUACUGGAACAUGUACUACAACACCAUCGAUGCCGAAGAUGUGCUGGAGGAAUUGGAGAUGCAGUCGCUUCGGGUUGCCUACUACGACCUCUACCUGCUCUACAACACCCGCGCCAUCUGUCCCAACGAGCUCGCAGCCAAUCGAAGCGUCGAGCUAUAUUCAUACCGGCAAAAGAUCCUCGAACUUGGCGAAGAGAUCAUCAUUGCUCGCCACGCUGGCUUCACAGUGACAUACAUGGAGAGAUUCGUCAACCGCAGCCUCUGGGCAGUCGGACUGUACAGCUUCGCCGACGGCGUGCGACGGCGUGUCGCACAGCUGCUGUGCGGCCAAAAACAUCUCCCCGGCGGUCUCAACGAAUGGCUGCGCGGCACCAUCAUCACCAUAUUUGCGGACCUCGACCUCUUGAUCAAGCUAACUCAUCCCGACAAGAACCUCGUCGAGCGGAGGGCCACUCCCGCGGGGUAUUAUUGUCGAGCAGAAGAUCAGUCGAUCGUGUUGGUAUACAUGCAGCAACACGAUAACGGAGGGGUGGAACGCAAAGAGUACGCCCAUCGCUGGGAGCCGGAGAUCAACGCCCUAUUCUCCGCUGCGGAGAUAUCGCGCGGUCUGCAAGUUAUAAUGGCCAGCUACCGCAUGUUUGGCAAGCCGGUGCUCCCGAACUCCGCGCGCGGAUAUGUGAGACCCAUGCAUUUCCAAGGAGAGCUGGUGCCGGUCUAUCCUGAGCCUGACCUUUCCUCGGACACUACCUGA
This is a messenger RNA of Neohortaea acidophila, 1746 nucleotides long. RefSeq lists its product as uncharacterized. Bases 1 to 1746 code for a protein of 581 amino acids. The record is from RefSeq and is a predicted model, not a curated record. Lineage: Eukaryota; Fungi; Ascomycota; Dothideomycetes; Mycosphaerellales; Teratosphaeriaceae. The transcript has a single exon.